GGGGCUGGGGAGGCGCGAGCGGACUGGAUGAGGCCGAACAAAGUGGGGGGAGGUGCGGCUGGAUGUGGGGAAGCGUCGGGGGUGAAGAAGCCCAUUUGGAUCAGGGGAUAUUUUCAGACGAGAACGCACAUCUGGGGAGGAUGGCGGCCGUAGCGAGAAGGAUAGGGUUCCAGCUGGAUUGUGUGUGUGGAAGAGCCACAGAUAAAUAUCAGGGGCAGAACUGGCCACAGUGGAUGCGGCACGCACCUGUAGGUGCAGGGUCCGUAACUGGCACAUCUGGAGAUGUGAGCAUCUCUGGGAAGCAGGGGCUACAGCUAGAUGCGGGGGAUACAGGGCUCGCGUUUGGGAGAGGGGCGACAGCUACAUACUGGAGACAAAUCUGGGGAGGAGAGAGCUACAGGUGCACGAGAAAUACGAAGGGGAUGGCGGUCCGUGACGUGGGGAGCACAUCUAGAGAUGGGGCAUCUUGAGAGGGGGCACAGCUGAAUGUGGAGCUAGUGGGGUUACGGCCAAGUGGAGACACACUGAGGGGGAGCCCAGAUGGAAGAGGGCACGUGGGGAUUACCACCAGGUAUAGGAGGUGGUUUUUUUUGUUUGUUUAUAGGAGGUGGGUAGAAUGCACAUCUAGGGAGGAAAAGGCCGCAACUGGAAGUUGGGAGCACAUUUGAAGAGCUGUCCCCAGCUGAGCUUAAGGAUAUUUUGGGAUAAGGCCCCCCACCUCGACCUGGGGGUCAGAUCUAGGGAGGAGGGGACCGCAGUUGGGAUUGGGAUGAGGAUGACAGGACCCAAUCUUCCCAGGGGGUGGAGGGCGGGGUCACCUAUGGCCAAAGAAGGGGUGGGGUUCAUAUCCGGAGAGAAAUAAUCACAUCCGGCCCCUAACCCCACCUGGGUAGAGACAUUAGCACCGAAGGCGUAGGCCGAGACUGGAGGAAGUGGGAUAGCCCAGGUGGGGGUGGAUCUGAUAUCUAGGUGUCCCUUCCCUCCAACUCAGGCGCCCCAAGAUGGAGCGGCUAGAACCCUCACCAGGCACAGCUGCGGGGCAGGAAGAGCAGGAACUGCGGGAGCGGGCCUUCUUCUCAUGGGCCGAAUUCAGCCGCUUCUUCGACGCAUGGUGUCAGCAGCGUCUGGCGCUCUUCUUCGUCAAGAGCUCCAUGCACCUGGCGCGCUGCCGCUGGGCCAGCGCGCCUCCUCUCUACACGCUCAUCGACGUGCUCAAGUACAGCUACGUGCGGCUCGUGUGCAAGGACGUGCGCGCGCCCAGCCGGCCCGCUGUGGGGCCCCCCCAGCCCGGCUGCCCUGCCUUCAUCAUUGUCAAGCUCAGCCCGCUGCGGGACCGCCUCGUGGUGACAGAGUGCCUUCUGACCCACUCGCACCCUGCCUGCCCGCUGGAGUUCGCCUACUACUUCCGCCCAGGCCACCUGCUGGCCAACGCCUGCCUGCCAGUACGCACCACCAACAAGAUCUCCAAGCAGUUCGUGGCCCCGGCCGAUGUGCACCGUCUGCUGUCCUACUGCAAGGGCCGAGACCAUGGCGUCCUGGACGCCCUCCACGUGCUUGAGGGUCUUUUCCGCACGGACCCCGAGGCCAAGGUGAAGCUGGUGUUCGUGGAGGACCAGGCGGUGGUGGAGACCGUGUUUUUUCUGACGUCACGCACCAGGGCGCUGCUGCGGCGCUUCCCGCGCAUGCUUCUGGUGGACCGGCUGCCGGGGCUGCAAGGCGCGCUCGACCUUCUGGCCGUGUUGUGCGUGGACGGCGCGGGCUGCGCGCGCCAAGCUGCUUGCUGCGUGGCACGUCCGGGCACACCGAGCCUGCUGCGCUUCGCGCUCGCCUCGCUGCUGCAGAGUGCGCCCGACGUCAAGGGCCGCGUGCGCUGCCUGACAGCGGGACCUGAGGUGGCGGCGCAGUUGCCCGCGGUGCGCCAGCUGCUGCCGGGCGCGCGCGUACAGAUCUGUCGCGCUCAGGGCCUGGAGUCGCUCUUCAGCAAGGCGCAGGAGCUGGGCGGUGCCGGCCGCGAGGACCCGGGCCUGUGGCCACGCCUGUGCCGCCUGGCCGGCGCCGCCUCGCCUGCCGCCUACGCCGAGGCGCUGACCGAGCUGCGCGCUCACGGCCCGGCCGCCUUCGUCGACUACUUCGAGCGCAACUGGGCCCCGCGACGCGACAUGUGGGUCCGCUUUCGUGCCUUUGAGGCAGCCCGCGACCUGGACGCGUGCGCCCUGGUGCGCGGCCACCGCCGGCGCCUGCUGCGCCGCCUCAGCCCGUCGCGUAGCGUGGCGCAGUGCCUCCGUGACCUGGUGGCCAUGCAGUGGGCUGACGCGGCCGGGGAGGCAGCGCCCGAGGGCUCUGACGGCGGAGGGCAGUGGCUGGAGAGUGAGCCAAGGAGGGGGGCCCAGGUGGAGAAUGCGAGGACAAAGGGCCUGGGGACAGGAGACUGGGGAGGGACUCCAAAAGAAGGAAGUAUUUGGAGAGGGUCUCCAUUGGAGAAGGAAUGGGCAAGAGGGCUGGAGACCAGAGGCGGGCGAGGGGCGCAGUUAGAAAGUGAGAAGGGAACGGGCUUUCAGCUCAGAGAAUGGAGGGGGCUCCAGUUGGAGACCCCCAAGGUGAAAGGACUGGAAGGGAGUGUCUGGAGAACGGCCCCAUUGGAGGACGAGUGCAUGGGAGGGCCUGAGAUCAGAGACUGGAGGGAGGCCCCAUUGGAGAGUGAGAAAGAUUGGGGACUGGAAGGUUAUGUCUGGAGAGGGGCCCAGCUGGAGGAGCAGGGGCUAAAAGGGCUGGAAGAGUAUGCCUGGAGGAUGGCCCAGUUGGAGGCGCGAAGGAUCGGGGUCCUGGAGACCACAGACCACCGGGGGACCCCAUGUGAGAGGGCCAGGAGUCUAGAGGGAAGCACCUGGAGGGGAGUCCAGUUGCAGGAUGAAAGGACUAGUGGCCUGAGAACCAGAGACUGGAAGGGGCCACAGCUGGAAGGGGAGGAGAGGGCGCUAGAGGUCCAAAACUGGACGGGAGUCCGUUUGGAAAAGCCGCAGGAGCUGGUCCCUGAGAAUGGAGACCAAAGGAGGCCCCAGUGGGGAGACGAGAGGGGGAGAGGGCCAGAGAUCGGAGAGGAGAGGGGAAUGCGACUGGGGGUCAAAAAAAGAAGGGGCCUGGAGGACAUUGUUCUGGUCCAGCUGGGGGACACAAGGGUUCCAGGCCUGGAGAAUGGAGAUGAAGGGGGAGCCUGGCUUAUGGACCCCAAGAACCAAGCAGGACAAGGGGUGGAGUGGGAGGACACAGGAGGGAGGCGUCUAGGGCAGGGGAAUGGAGUCGUGUGCAGCACGCCAGUGGGGGCUGUGUUUGAGGGGAAUCCAGAAUGGGCAGAGACAAGGAGGGUGUACUUGGCUGCCGGGGACAGCCUGCCAGACAGAGGCGAAAGAGAAGUCCCAAGGGAACCAAAGAGGCUGUGCCACGCAUCAGGAGAGGAGGUAGACUGGGAACCCCUGGCUAAGUUCCGAGCAGCCUGCGGGCCAGAGCUAGCGGACCUGGUGGCCGAGGAGCUGACCUUCGCCAGGCAGCACGGUACCCGGGGUUUUCACUGGACAGGAGCUGGCUUUGCCCUCAAGGACGGCACCUCGGACUUCUUCCUGGACGUAGCCCUAACACGUUGCAGCUGCUCCAUCCACGCUGCCAGGCAUCUGCCCUGCCGCCACCUGUUCGCGGCACGCCUCCUCACCGGGGCAGCCUUAUUCCACAUGGACCUGCUCAGGGAUUGCUGGGGGACAGCCCCAGAGCCCUGACCCCUCAGGUCCCUGCCCACCCCCCUCCACGGUGAGGGCGAGAGGGCAUUCUUUGAUCCCAAAGAUAACAGGGCUGAGGCCAAGGAGACCACCCCAGUCCCUUGGCCGUCUCCUGGAACGUCCAGGGACUUCAUCUUGGCAGCUUGCCCCUCUAGAUCAGAGGAGAAGCUGACAAUGCCUUCUGAGGUCCUGACACCACAGCUUCUGAGGAGGGUGAAGGCCAGGGUGGAUUCUGAUGGCUUCCCUCAGGAGAGGAAAUGUGUGAUGAGAGGGGCAGGCCAGGGCAGGAGGAAGAAAGGGGGCAAAGCUGGGGAUGGGGGUUGGUGAUGAGAACGCUGGAGGCUUGGGAAGGACACAGGAUAUGGGGAGAGUCAGGGCAGAGGAAAGUGCAGGAGGGGACUGGUCAGUCUAAGGAAUGGAGGGAGCAAAGGGAGAAAGCACAAAAUAAGAGAAGUGAAGAAGAGAUAAGGAGAAAAAAGAUAGAAGAGGGAAACAAAAAUGGGAGGAGAGAGGACAAGAAAAGAGGCAGAAAUGGGGAUAAGUGGGGAGGGGGAGGCAGAAGAGUAGGGGGAAGGAGACUAGGAUGGAGGAGGGGGACAAAAAAGGAAGACAAAAGACAUGGGAGAUGGGGAGUGAAAUAACAAGGGGGGAUGAUUUUGGUAUUUCUCAAAAGCCUGGCGGCUUGGACCACCCUCACCUUCUAUGGAUGACUGGGGGGCUGCGAUGGAGGGUUUCCAACGUGGACAGUAAACUGUCUGACCUGUUGGGCGUCACAACUGGAAUAAAACAGUGUUAUUUUGGUUUUCGUGUUGUGGUCUUGGCUUCUAGGGGAGGGUGGGAGGCCCAGCUCCAGAGGGAAUGGAGAUGGUAGGGCAGUCCUCCUAUCAAUAAGGCCUCUGGGGGCUGGAUGGAAUGGAGGACUCACAAAUGAGUCCAUCCCCAUGGUGGCUCAAACCUCAUCCGUCACCUGGACCAGUGCGCCAUGGUGGCAACUUCCCAGUAUCCGCCCAUUCUACCCUCCAAUGAUGUCAGUUGCCGUCGAGUAAGCUCUGACUCAUGAAGACCUUACGUAUAAACCAAAAAACAAACUUGUUGCCAUCGAGUUGACUCUGACUCAUACUGAACCUAUAGGACAGAGUAGAACUGUCCUGUAGGAUUUUCUAGGCUGUAAUCUUUUUUAAUCUUUAUGCUAUAGGGUCGCUAUGAGUCGGAAUUAACUGGACGGCAAUGGGUUUGGGUGUUUUGUUUUUUUGGUAAUCUUUACGUAAGCAUAUCAUCAGGUUUUUUUCAUGAGGAGCCACUGGGUGUGUUCAAACCCCUGAUCUUUCAGUUAGCAGCUGAAGGCUUAACCAUCGCACCACCAGGGCCCCUUAGCUUAUAUGUAACAGAACAAACUGUUGGCUGGCCUUGUACUGUCUCCAUGGUUGGUAUGUUUGAGUCCCUGUGGUAGUGAUUGGGUAAUGCCUUCCAACCUAAGAGGCUCACCUUCCAGUACUAUGUCAGAUGAUAUUCUGUUAUGAUUCACAGGGUUUUCAUUGGCUGAUUUUCAGAAGUAGAUCUCCAGACCUCUGUUCCUAGUCUGUUUUAGUCUGCAAGCACCAGGGAAACCUGUUUACCAUGGGUGACCCUGCUAGUAUUUGAAGUACCGGUGGCAUAGCUUCCAGCAUCGUAGCAACACACCACACACACCCUGCUGGGUUAGGGGCCCCUCUUCUGUGCUCAUUUGAUCCGCUGUACAUCAUAUCUCUGUUAUGGGACAUGGACAUAAUCCCGUGGUAUUAUAAGUGUGUGCCUAUAUGUCUGUGUCAGGGAGGGAGAGCGUUGGUGGCUUAGUGGUAGAAUUCUCGCCUUCUAUGCAGGAGUCCUGGGUUCAGUUCCCUGCAGUUUACCUCUUGUGUAACCACCACCCAUCUGUCAGCGGAGACUCGUGUGUUGUUAUGAUGCUGAAAAGGUUUCGGCAGAGUUUCCAGACUAAGACUAGGAAGAAAAGCCUGGUGAUCUCUUUCCGAAAAUCAGCCAGUGAAAACAUGGAUCACAACAGUCCAAACCCAGCUGAUCGUGGGGUUGCAGCAGGACCUAGCACCGUUUUGCUCUGUUGUGCAUAGGGUUGUCAUGAGUUGGGCAGCUAGCAACACCACCAAUGUUCUAACAUUGUCUGUCACUCUAUGUUCACUGUUGUUAUUAAUGUUCAGUCUCCCCCACCAAAAUAUAAGCGCCUUGAAGGUAGAGGAACCUUGACUAUUUUGUUUUCCAUUGUAUCCCAAGUGCCUAGAACAGUGCCCAAUGCAAAAUCAGCGCUCACUUAGAAAGAUCAAAGAAUAAAAAUGGCAGACUGGCUAGUAAGGCUAGUCAGUCAUCGUUGCCAUGGUGACAGCCUCCUGAAAAGUCCCAGCUUCAAAAACCUGGCGCCUAUCCUCAUCCUGCUCACCCAUUGGCCACCUGGGACUCACCCGUCUCCAGCUGAUCCAUUGACCCUUUGCCAUUGAUUCUGACUCAUAACGACCCUAUAGACAGUGGAACCGCCCCCACAGAGUUUCCAAGGAGCGGC
Molecule: messenger RNA, 6315 nt
Organism: Loxodonta africana (African savanna elephant)
Lineage: Eukaryota; Metazoa; Chordata; Mammalia; Proboscidea; Elephantidae
Gene: ZSWIM9
Product: zinc finger SWIM-type containing 9
Exons: 3
Coding region: 1002-3767 (921 amino acids)
Molecular function (GO): zinc ion binding
Source: RefSeq, a predicted model, not a curated record